Malania oleifera is the source of this 2167-nucleotide messenger RNA. RefSeq names its product jacalin-related lectin 3. The transcript is spliced from 7 exons. Gene Ontology annotation, molecular function: carbohydrate binding. NCBI's taxonomy places the organism in Eukaryota, Viridiplantae, Streptophyta, Magnoliopsida, Santalales, Ximeniaceae. The record is from RefSeq and is a predicted model, not a curated record. The coding region runs from base 223 to 2049 and encodes 608 amino acids.
UUCACCUCCAGAGUGGUAACCAGAAUUAGCUUCCUCCUGCAGUGUUGUACAACUGUCCUCGAGAAAUAUCCCACUCCCAAGGGCAUUAGUUUUGCUACAUAAAUUCCUCUUAUAUUUUCUCCGACUUCGUACAACACUCGCACGCUCAGGCUCAGCCACCCUCUGUUGUUUGCAUCUAUCUUUUGACACUUGUUCUGUUCUCUUCCUUUUGUUAUAAAAAAAAUGAGUUUGGAGGAUUACGAAACAAACCCUGUAUCAGUUGGGCCGUGGGGAGGCAAAGAAGGAUUACAUUGGAAUGAUGGAGUGCACUCAACCAUUCGGCAGUUGGCAAUUGCUCAUGGUGCAGGUAUCAACUCCAUCAUGAUUGAAUAUGACAACGAAGGCAGCUCUGAGUGGUCAGAGAAGCAUGGGGGAAGUGGAGGCUACAAAAAUGAUACGGUCGUGCUUGAUUACCCAGAGGAGUUCUUAACCUCAAUCCAUGGAUACUAUGGUAACACGAUUGAUUGGGAGUCAGUCUUUGUCCGAUCACUGACGUUUGAAAGUAAUAGAAGAACAUAUGGACCGUUUGGCAUUGACCAAGGAACACAUUUCUCCCUCCCUGUGAAGGGGGGCAAGAUCGUCGGGUUCCAUGGCAGGUCUGGUUGGAACCUUGCUGCCCUUGGAGUUUAUUUAAAGCCUCAUCAUCAUCCAAAUCCAUCCAAAGCUCUCAUUCAUGCCCAAAAUUGUGUUGCUAAUGGAAGGACUCAGAAACUUGGCUACUCGGUGGUACAAGGAAGCCUUGGCACGGCCUAUGAUAUAGUUGUUGCCAUAAGGCAGAAGGAUGAUCACGGCAGCAAUAUUAAUCGUCCACUGGUCAACAUCUCGAGGCAGACUUCACAAGAGUUCAGUUAUGCGCAACCGAAGGAAAAGACAGUUUCCUUUCCUUCCGUUGAGAGAAUGGUCUCAGAAAUUGAUGGACCAAUAACAUAUGGACCAUUUGGGGGUAACGGUGGGACUAUUUUCGAUGAUGGAAUCCACACAGGUGUUAGGCAAAUAAAUAUAUCGCGAAAUGUGGGGAUUGUCUCGUUGAGAGUUUUGUAUGACCAGGACGGCCAAGAUGCAUGGGGAAGCAAAAAUGGAGGGACAGGAGGGUUCAAAGUAGAUAAGAUAAUCCUUGAUUUCCCAUAUGAAGUAUUGACGCACAUAUCAGGCUUGUAUGGUCCUACAAUGCGCAUGGGACCAACCAUAAUUAAGUCACUCACCUUCCACACCACGAAAGCCAAGUAUGGGCCAUAUGGUGAAGCUCAUGGAACUUCUUUUUCAACCGACAUAAGCCGAGGGAAGGUUGUUGGAUUCCAUGGGAGGAAAGGGUUGUUCCUAGAUGCCAUUGGUGUUCAUGUUAUAGAAGGGGAAGUACUUCCGCCGACUCGUUCCCUCUCCAACUCAUCAUCUUCUCCAAUUGCUGAAGCGACCCUUACCGAAGAAAAGAAUCAACAGUGGUACAAUAAAUUAUUAGCAGCAAAGCAGGGUCCAAUCGAAGAGGUUAGUCCAAAGGUGAUCAAAGAACCAGCUCUAUGUGGCCCGGGCCCCUGGGGUGGGGAUGGCGGGAAGCCAUGGGACGAUGGAGUGUUUUCUGGCGUAAGACAGAUCCUUUUGACAAAAGGAGAGGCCAUUUGUUCUAUACAGAUCGAGUACGAUCGAAACGGGCAAUCUGUUUGGUCUGUAAUACAUGGUGGCAGUGGCGGAACCUCCCGAAAUCAGAUAAAAUUGGAAUGCCCGAAUGAAGUGCUCAUUUGCAUCUGUGGCUAUUAUGGUCCCCUCCGUGGAGACGGGCGCAUGAGUGUCGUAAAGUCGCUGACACUAUAUACUAGUCGAGGGAAGUAUGGUCCAUUUGGCGAGGAGAUGGGAACCUUCUUCACUUCGACGAGGACGGAGGGGAAGGUGGUGGGUUUCCAUGGGAGGAGCAGCUUGUACUUGGAUGCCAUUGGAGUCCACAUGCAACACUGGUUGGGAAGCAACAGAUCUGUGGCUGCAAAGCCAUAUUCUCGCCUUGUCAAAAUGUUCAAUUGAUCUUUGUGAGAAUGCAAUUUAAUCCUUACAAUGUAUUACACUUUAGAAGAAAAAGUUACAAUAAGACUCAAACUAUAGAAUUUGAAUGAUCACUUAAUCAACAUACUCGGUUACUACA